CUUCUGAGCUCCGCGGCCCCCGCCAUUUCAGAGUGGGCUCGAGAGCGGCGCUAACGCAGGCGGCCGUGCGGGCCCGAGACCCAGCGUCUCUCCGGCGCGGAAGAGAGGCCUGCUGAAAAUGACUGAAUAUAAGCUUGUGGUAGUUGGAGCUGGUGGCGUAGGCAAGAGUGCCUUGACAAUACAGCUAAUUCAGAAUCACUUUGUAGAUGAGUAUGAUCCUACAAUAGAGGAUUCCUACAGGAAACAAGUAGUAAUUGAUGGAGAGACCUGUCUCUUGGAUAUUCUCGACACAGCAGGUCAAGAGGAAUACAGUGCAAUGAGGGACCAGUACAUGAGGACUGGGGAGGGCUUUCUAUGUGUAUUUGCCAUAAAUAAUACUAAAUCGUUUGAAGAUAUUCACCAUUAUAGAGAACAAAUAAAAAGAGUUAAAGAUUCUGAAGAUGUACCCAUGGUCCUUGUAGGAAAUAAAUGUGAUUUACCUUCCAGAACAGUAGAUACAAAACAAGCUCAGGACUUAGCAAGAAAUUAUGGAAUUCCUUUCAUUGAAACAUCGGCAAAAACAAGACAGGGUGUUGAUGAUGCCUUUUACACAUUAGUUCGUGAAAUUCGAAAACAUAAAGAAAAGAUGAGCAAAGACGGUAAAAAGAAGAAAAAGAAGUCAAAGACAAAGUGUAUAAUUAUGUAAAUAAAAUUUGUACUUUUUCCUCAAAGCAUACUUAAGAUAAUUUUUUGUACAUUAUACUAAAUUAUUAGCAUUUGCUUUUUAGCAUUACCUAGUUUUCUUUCUGCUUCAUGCAAACUCUUAGCUUUUAUCUGAAUGCUUAUUUUAAAAUGACAGUGGAAACUUUAUUCCUCUAAGUGCCAGUAUUCCCUUAGUGUUGGUUCUUGAACUAGCAAUGCCUGUGAAAAAAAAAAAUUUAAUAUCUGAGAUUUUUCCCUCUUGGGAUUUUUGGUGCAUGCACACUUGCUAUAACUUUCUAUUUUUUUCUUGCCAGUUAUGAACUUAGGUGUUUUAACAAAUCAAUGAAGUACAAUGUUACACAGUUUUUAAGUGAUCCCUAUACUGUGUUUUAUUUUAUCUUGAUAAUGGAUUAGUUCUUAGGUAUUUUAACUUCAAUUGAAACUUAAUUGAUUGGCUUUAUUAAUUGAUUCAGCUUACAGACAUCAAGUCCUAUAGUUUCAGAUCGCCUUUAAUGAAUGUAAAGUAUGUCAUUUAGAAUUUUUAAAAAAUUUCCACUGCUACGAUUUGUCAUAGUCACUUCUUUAAAAAUAUAUUUUUUCUAUAAAAAAGGAAAUAAAAAUAAAAAAUGAUGUUUGAGGCAGUGGAAAAUAGUAAAGGCCUUUUUAUUUUCCUAUUUUAAAUUGAUUCAUUCAGACAGACUGUCAGUGGCCUUUACUUUUAAGGCAGAUGUAGUAUAUGUUAGAGCAGAGGUGUCAAACUUGCAGCCUUUGGGCUGCUUGCUCCCAAGUGGGGCUAUAACUGGAUUAAAAUAUAAUUAGGAAAUAUAAAAAUGCAACAUGGAUAAUGUUAAUUUGAGGGUUUUUUUUUUAAUUUAACAGCACCCACAGGGAUCUAUUUCUGUUUGAGUUUGAUACCACUAUGUUCACUAGAUCGACAUAUUUUAGGUUAUAUUCAGACACUACUCUUUAAUGAUGGAAAAAGAAAAAUAUGAAUUGCAUACAUAGGUCAUAAUCCUAAUUUCUUAAUGCUUUUUCUCAGAGUGGCUUUAGAUUUUUCUUUGGACAUAAUUUUUUAUAAAUAAUUCACUCAGUUUUCCUUUUGAUCUGAAUCGUGUGGAAUACAUUAGCUUUAGUUUAACUGUCAAAAAUUAACUACUAACUAAGAUGUGUCUCGUAGAGAUUGAAUGUAGUUUCCAUUCUGGAUAAAAUUAAGUGUAACUUUUCUUAAAUGUUACUUACUAAAUUUAGGAUCAUGGAGCAUUGUCUAGUGGCUAUCAAGAUAUAUGCAGUACCAAGGGAAAGAAAUGGCCAUACUUAAAGAAUUGUGAUGCAUAAAGGGAUUCAAAUGUAUUUUCUGUAGGGUUCUUGAAUUUUUGAUGAAGCAGGGCAAUUAAAAAAAAAACAAACCUAUAGGACUGAUAAGUUAUUCUUCAUUACCGGAAUUGUGAGUGGUUUGAGGAAGAGAAAAAGGUUUUGUAGCAUUAAAGGGUGGGGUGGGGUGGGGUGGGAAGGGAGGAAUCCUAGAAGAUAAGCAUUUAUCUAAUUAUAAUAGCCUUAACAUUCAACAUCCAAUACUGAAGUUGAGAAAAUUGACCUAGUCUUAGACUCCCUAUAACAUGUUUGUGGAAGAAUGUAGCAGAUGUGGAUAGUACGCUUUUGAGUCAUAUGAAAAUUAGGAGGUCUAGGUUCUGUUUGAACUGAGUCACACUGCAUAAGAAUUUAGAACCUAACUUUUGUAGAGUAUCAAAAUCUUUGCCACUUUUGUGCAGUUUUUUUUUAAACAUUUGUAGAAACUGGGGCAUGUUGAGUUGCAGUUUGCACACCUUGACCUUAUUUGUAUUCCAGUGGAUUUCUUUUGAUGUUUUCUGAGACCAUCUCAGAUUUUGUUUUGAUGGCAAAAAAAAUCUGCAUCUUAAUCAUUUACUAUAUGAUAAUUCAUUUAUCAAUUCUACUUGUCAGAAAGAAAUAAUACCUUGUGGUAGCUUUAUAUAAUCUUGAUAAUCACCUAAAAAAGCAACCAGCAAUUAAUGAUUAAGUUGAAAUUCUAGUUUUUAAUUAACUAUUAAGUUAUAAUCUUGGCUGUUAGGAAUUUCAUGUAGAGAAAAUCAAAUAGCAUGAAACUGUACUGUGACUAGUUAAGUACAGUAGGAGAAAUAAUUACUGUUUCUCCAAGUAACAUACUCAAAUUAGUUCCUGAGUUUUGUGUUAAUUACAUAGCUUGAGAUCUGUGUGUCAGUCUAACAGCUCUAAGUGCCUACCUGGAAUGAUAGUGAACAUACAGAUGUUCUUAGAGAAAUAGAGGUGGCUGGCUGGAGAAACGUCAGACUUUUUGGGUAAAGUUUGCUACAUAAUACUACAUGGGCUACAUGGUCUAAAAGUUCCUAAUUCCACUGUCUUUUAUUACCAUGUUGAAAAUCGUUUUGCUUUUUUCCUUUUUUUGAGUGCCAACUUCUUAAUAGAAACUAUUUCUUAAUGUAACCUGUUUACCUGGAAUGUAUUUUAACUAUUUUUGUAUAGUGUAAACUGAAACAUGCACAUUUUGUACAUUGUGCUUUUUUGUGUGGGGGGGGGGGCAUAUGCAGUGUGAUCCAGUUUUUCUUCAUCAUUUGGUUGUGCUGACCUAGGAAUAUUGGUUGUAUCAGAUAUAAAAAUUUAAAAUGACCACUGUUUUAACUAAAAUUAACUUUUAAAUGUUCACAGGAGUAUGUGCUGUGAAGUGAUCUGAAAUUGUCAUAUUUUUGUCAUAAACUGUACUGCUCCUAAUUAUUGUAAUGUAAUAAAGUUAUUGUGACUCUA
Molecule: messenger RNA, 3477 nt
Organism: Vombatus ursinus (common wombat)
Lineage: Eukaryota; Metazoa; Chordata; Mammalia; Diprotodontia; Vombatidae
Gene: KRAS
Product: KRAS proto-oncogene, GTPase
Exons: 5
Coding region: 119-685 (188 amino acids)
Biological process (GO): Ras protein signal transduction
Cellular component (GO): plasma membrane
Molecular function (GO): GTPase activity; GTP binding; GDP binding
Source: RefSeq, a predicted model, not a curated record